CUUCUUUGUCGACCUCGUUCGUCAGCCCCUCAGUGGCGCCGAUGGACAAUCCUGAAUCCCUAGUAAUUAGCCAGAGACGUUACCGUCUAGUCUUGCUUUCCCCACAAAGAUGCAACAGCUCUUCUUGAGCGUGGCCAGAGUAGCUAGCGAAGUAUGGCCUCCGCCUGAUGCGUAAUCCGCAACAGUUACGAAGUCAGCACAGAUGGCCAACCUAAGACUAAGAGAAGCCACAGCGCCCACAUCCCGCAGAUCUAUCAAGAUCGUUUCCUGCAGCGACUUCAACGUCUCCAUGAUCCACGGUGCCAGGCCGAAAUCGAAGCGUUGGCGGUUGGCUUGUUCGAGUUUAGCUUCUCAGGGGCUAAAUCCAACCGUCCACGUGCCUUUGGCCAACUCGAGCUAACCGAGCUGGAGUCUUUCCCAAUUCUGCCAUGAGCCCUAACUUAUUAUUUCUUCCUAUUCUCUCCUCCGGCAGAGUUAUAUAUGCGUUUCGAUGCAUUCAGGGUGCGUCUACAUGCCACAUUGAGCUGGUUACCGUGUCAAAUGUCCCUCAACAGAGUCAUGAAGCAGGCUUCCGAGAAGCAAUUCAAAUGCACUGUCUGUGACCGCUUGUUUACUCGUAUUGACCAUCUAAAACGUCAUCAGCUCCGUCAUUCUGGCAUAAGACCCUAUUCUUGUAUAUUCUGCAGCGCUGCUUUCGCUCGCUGCGAUAAUUUGCGCGACCAUUAUCAUGAUUGCCCCCAGCGCGGGGAUCGACUUAUCCCGGAGACUAGCCAAAGAGGCAGGAAGCGUCAUGCUUGUGAAUCUUGCACUUCUAUGAAGUUACGUUGCGAUGGGGCUUGUCCAUGUGGUGCGUGCCUGAAGAGAAAUAUUCCAUGCACUCGUCAGAGUUCAAGGCCGUAUGAUGAUAGUGAAACUCGGACCGAUUCAACGAAAUCUGACGAUUUUGAUCAGACUUCUGAGCGGGGUUCAGUCAAAUUCCUGCUCAAUGGAGGCACGGAUAGCUUUACAGAAGGCUUCCACCUCCCUUCCCGCCAUGACAGAGCCCAAGUUCUUUCUUGGCCUGAGCAUAAUCAUAAUCAUGUGGGAAACAUGAGCCAAGCCAUGAGCACGCGAGAGCCUGUGAAUUUACCAGAUAAUGCUCACACCCAUCAUCCCGUUUCAGGAAUUGAGAGCCAGCCUGUGGAUGUGGCAUUUUACAAUGACGGGUUUCUUCAAUUUUUUAAUGGCGGAUAUAACACUGGCCCUCGAUUCCAGCCUGACGAAACUCCAACUUCAUUUGCUCACCCACCUGCGACUCCCAUUCAAGGGCUUCCCCUAACAUCUUCAGCAGAACCAUAUUUUCAACCAGAAAGCCCGUAUUCGACGAACUUGAUACAAUCAAUUCUAUCAAAAUCAUGGGUGUUGGGAUUGGAUGAGAUCUCGUCAAUGGAACUCGCGCAUGAGCUGCGAUUUUUGUUAAUGACCCAAAGAAUCCAAAAGUUUGUCGCUCUCUAUUUUCAGAGCUGGCACAAUAACUGCCCAAUGAUACACCAGCCGAGUUUCAAUCCUGAAACAACUGCUCCGACUCUGCUUGCUGCUGUCGUCCUUAUGGGAGCUACUUAUUCGGAGAACGCAAGCGAAAGGCUUGCGGCGAAAAAGAUGUCCGAUGUAAUAGAGAUGUUCAUCUUCUCUACCGAAGUGUAUUCCCAAGAAUUUGAAAUUGCCCAAUCAUAUAAAGUAGCCCAUGACCGAGUCGAUAUAAAGACAGACUGGAGGAGCUUUGAAAAUUUCCAAGCGGGAUAUUUGAUGUUUUUGAUACAGUACUGGGGAGGUUCUAGGGCUGCGAGGAAUCGAGUGAUAGAGGUUAGGUUUGGAGAAGUGGUCAGGGUUGCACGUCAAAUGCAGCUGACAAAGUGUAGGCAUGGCCUUGAAGAUCAAAUGAGCGAAUACCUUUGGCUCCAGAAAGAGUGUCGGAUACGGACGAUGAUUCUCGUAUCGAUGAUCGACUCCGCAAUGCCAUUUUUCCAGAACUAUCCUUCACGAUUGACGAACAUCGAAAUCCAAUGCGAUUUACCUUGCCACGAAUCACAAUUUGCGGCUAGACAUCCAUUUCUGGAACCAGACUUCCGGCUCAGCCGCGAGAUGACGGUAUACCAGGCUUUUCAAAAUUUGUUCGUGGAAAACGGGCCUGUCCGCCCCCUUUUCGUUCACUGCGGCACGAACAAAUUACACCUAGGAAUAAUGGAUAUGUUUCUUCUCAUCCAUCAAAUCUACGCCCACAUCCAUAUGAUCAUAAACCUUGCAAUGCCACAAUUUGGAAACCGAAACAUCAACAAAACAGAUUGCGCAACUGUUAGUGGGAUUAAGGUCGCUCUUGAGCACUGGCGGUCACUAUGGAUCUCCCUCCGCACCGAGCUUCCCAGUACUGAGUGGGAGCGCGUGGGAUUCUUCAAGGGAGCGUACAACUACUGGCUCGUAGCGCAGUUGCUCAUUAGCAAAAAUGCCAGCGUGGAUAUUCUGAUGAGAAUGGAGAUCAACUGCGAGGACAAACUGAGCCAGCUGAAGGUCCUCCUACCAGACGACUAUGAUUAAGCUUUCCUUUCUCCCUAUACGAUUUUCUUAGUGUCAUCUACGUGGCGUAAACUCGGAAUUCAUCUGGAGGUUAGAUCUAGGACGAGAUCCUUUUGUUGUUUUAGCGAGUUACCCGCCAGUUCCUUUAUUGCAUUACACGCCAAGCAAGCCAGGCCCCAUACCGGACAGAUAUGCGGGUUAUAAAUCUUCCUGUGUACAUUGCUCUCCCUUCCCAUACUUUGUACAUUUUUAUUCCUCUCGUUUUCGUUUUGCUUUUCAGCUCAUUUAGCCCCAGUCGUUCAUUUGCACAGGUUAAUUCGAAAACUCCUCACCUUUUAACUAGUUUUACCCCGUCAUAUUUUUUCACUCUUUCCGCCUGCUUGGAUACCAGAUGGAUGUUGCAAUCGCAUUGUUAUUUUUCUUUCCCGAUGGUCUUUGUAUAUACCCGCCGCAAUGCUUGGGUCUCUUGCUCCCACCAUACCGCGAGAUAUAGAUAUUCAUCCACUCAAUGUAUAAAUAAUACAAUAAUCCACCCUUCCCUCCCUUUUCAUACCCCGUUCUGCGGGCGUACAUUCUAUUUUUCCCGCUUGUUUAGAAGAAAC
Molecule: messenger RNA, 3152 nt
Organism: Blastomyces gilchristii SLH14081
Lineage: Eukaryota; Fungi; Ascomycota; Eurotiomycetes; Onygenales; Ajellomycetaceae
Product: C2H2 finger domain-containing protein
Exons: 8
Coding region: 481-2571 (696 amino acids)
Biological process (GO): DNA-templated transcription; regulation of transcription by RNA polymerase II
Cellular component (GO): chromatin
Molecular function (GO): DNA-binding transcription factor activity, RNA polymerase II-specific; zinc ion binding; RNA polymerase II cis-regulatory region sequence-specific DNA binding
Source: RefSeq, a predicted model, not a curated record